GAAUCAUAUCGGUGGAUCUUGCCACCAUCUCCUGGUAAAACAUUGUAGUGCAAGCUAAUCUGUCCAGCACAGUCACUUGCUCUUCUGUCCCCGCUUAAACUGGCCACCAGUAAUACGGUGACACUCUGAACAACAUAGCCACAUACUUGGUGGUAGAUCUGUUUAUAAGAAUCCGGGCAGAGAACAUUACGUGUGGUCUUCUAAAUUUGUGUAGAGAAGACAACGGCGGUCCAGAACUGGUGACUUGUACAGUUAUUUAUUUUGCUGUACAAUCACUGUGAAUGUGGGUUGUGCUCUUGCACAGCUCUAUAUGUAAGGGUGUUUGGUUGUUCGUGGGUGUAUGUAUGUGUGUGUGCGUGGGUGUAUGUGUUCCCCAACUCCACCAUUAUGUCUUCAUAUCCCUCCCUACUCCUGCCACCUCCAGUCCUCCUCCUUCUUUUCUUCUCCUUCCCGCUACUGAUGCUUUUCCCAGAAACCUCCCUCUGCAAAGCAGUAGCCAGGAAGGAACCAAAAUUGGGAAAUUCUGUCACGCCAAACGAAGCAAACUGCAACGGUUCAUGUGAGGAGGCUCUCCCCAACAACAGCACAAAACAAGCCAGCGGUUUCUCUAAUUCCAGCUCUAGCAACUCCUCUUCAAGAGUAACAGAUGGACUUAACGUGUCAGAGCCCAAUGACCAAACGUCUUUGAAACAAGGAACCAUCCUCUCCCAAGGAGAGGAUGUCAUCUCUCUGCGCAACAAUCACACAGUCUUCAACCAUCCAUCGAAUGGCACUAAAUUACUAGACAAAACACUAAACCAACCACCAAACCCAUCAACAGAAGUAAGGCCCCUCAGUGUUGCUCCACAACCGAUUGACCCCCCAAAAGAAUCUACAACGUCUGUGUCAUCACCCAAACCAGCCACCAAACUAGUUGCUCAUAUUACCCAAACAACUGAAUCUAUAGUGAAACACCUGCUGGACCAAGCCUCCACAUCGCCUUCCCCGAUUCCCAGGUCCAAUUUGUCGACCGAUUCUCUCCAUCUUUCAAAUGGCCCUGACUAUGCAGGUGGUCCUAUUCCAGAAGACGCUAGCAAUAAAUCUAGUACCACCACUGCGACUGUCACUUCUAGGCCAGCCGUACCUGUAGCGCCCACCAACCCUGCUGAAUCGAGCACCAUGCCCACUGCAUUAACACUUAGCCCAACCACAUCAGCCCCAACAGCAGCGCAAGCACAGACAACAACAACCACUACGCCAUCUACCACAACGACAACCAUGACUUCCACAGGGGAGAAGAACCCCCAGCCACCAGCCUCACCAUCUCCUCCUUCAGCCCUAAAACCCAAGACCUCAGUGACUACCGGUGCCCCUGUUGAGUUGUCUACUUCCACUACUUCUACUACUACUUUUACUUCUACUACUACUGCUGCUGCUCGUAGUGAUGUUAGUACCAUCUCGACUGCAAUUAUUUUCCAUCUGGCAGACACUGCUUCUUUACUGGCCGUCUUGCUGUUCGGCCUGCUCUUCUUUGUAGUCACAGUAGCGUUGUUUGUGGUGCAGGCCUUUGAGAGCUACCGCAGGAAGGACUACACACAGGUGGACUACCUGAUCAACGGCAUGUACACUGACUCCGGUGUGUGAGGACGGGGAAUGGGGUGAUGCUACUAGGAGCUGAAGAGGGCUGAGAGAGCUUCAGCAAGGAAGAGCUGGCUAAGGUUUCCUCAGGAACUGGGUUCAUUGUCUUCCUACCCCAGACUUACAAGGCAUAUACAUGAUAUGAGUGCAUUGUGGAUCCCUUUCCAUUUUUCUUUCCCGAAGAUCACACGCAUCGAAUACAUUUGAGAGUUAGCAGCAUUGAUAACAGUAGGGUUUUUGGGGGGUGACCUCUAUGUUACAACAAGGAAGAAGUAACUGAGGGUAAUGGUAAUUAAAUUGUUUUGGACAAGUGCAGACAAUAGUCAAUGUAGUAACUGGUGCCUUGAUACACAGGUUUGGAUUUGGCCUGUGUGAAGGUUUUAAGUGCUGAACCGCAAAAAAGACCUUGCAUACGACACACCAUACAAAUUGUUUAUGUACAAAUUAAUUUUGUUUACAUUGAUUAUACAUUUGCUUCAAUUGUUUUCUAUUUUUAUGGGAUGGAUAUUGAAGGUUGGUGGUGACUUAAACCCUGAUGUAAUCGUUGUUUGGUAGAGGAUACAAUUUGAAAUGUGUCUUUCAACCACACAACCAGCUGCAGAAAAUGUACAUCGUAAAAAUUAUUAAGUAUAAGGAAUUAUUGGCACUUCUGCAAUGAUUCAAGAUAGAAAAAAAAAUAGAGAACUGCAAGUAUUUUUCCGAGAAGGAUGUUUGAGCCUUAAAAGGUAUUGAUGCCAACUGAGGAAAUAGUUAGUUUUUCCGUCUCUCUUGCACACCAGCAGUGUAUGUGUGCGCCUUGUGUUCUUCACACUUCUUUAAGGCCUAUGUCUGGUCUGGAUGGAGACGGGCCAGAGAGGGAUGGACCACCAUGUGGAAGAUUGUGUCGGUUGAUUAAGUUUAAGGGGCUUAUGCAAAUGUAACCUCUCGCCAUUUAUUUUUUGCAUCCGUCUGUUCAUUUCAAAUUGAUUCCCUCCAGAGUCUUCCAUUCUGUCGUUUGGUCUGCUUUUGCUAUUCAAUGUAUCUCCAUAUAUCAGAGUGUAACAUUUGAACCACUUUAUUUUUGAUAAUGCACUAAAGCUAUAUUUACCGGAAUUCAUAAUUAUGUAUUGUGGACAUGUACACCAACAUUUCUGACUGGGUUUUGUAAUUCAUUGAACAUUAAGCAAAGGCUUUUCCUUUAACCAUUUCAAAUAUUGCAUUCCAGCCUGGACUAUGUUUAUAAUAUGCACCAAAGGAAAUUUACAUUAUAGAGCAAGCUUAACUAUUGUUAUUUUCAGGAACUUUGUAAAUGAAUGUAGCUUGUGUAAUGCUGACGAUGUCUCCAGCUCUGACUGAAAUCCCUUUGUUUACAUUUUUCUUUUGUUGUGUAAUUUUACACAUUCAAUAUUCACUUUUUAUUUGCCUUGGGUUAUUGUAUCCAUCAAAAACAGUUCCCAAAACCAGAAAACACAAACCGAAUCAUUAAGUGCGUUUGAUUCUCUCUGAUUCCAAGAUGAAUAAAAUGCCCUUUCAUCUUCUCAUUGAUAUACCGUGCACUUAAGUCUUCCACAUGGGCCAUCGCCAAAGUUUGGCUGAAGCAGAUCAUUGUGGAGCCAGAGGAAUAACAGCCAUCAUUCAUUAGUGUUAUGGAUUCUUGAGUAUUUGUAUGUCUCGCAAUACAGAAAAGUGAGUUUGGUGUCUGAGUGAUUGUCUGUUUCUGAUCAACUGGUGUUUGAUAUUCUGCAUGUACCAUGUAAGAACAUUGAUAUACUGGGGUGAAGGCUGAGUAUGUGUAUGUGAAAGUAUGUUUAUGUGGGUUGUUCAAGUUUAGUUUGCAACUAUUGAUACUGCUCGGAAAAAAAGGUCACUAUAUUUCUGCGUGUGUCAAGUGUGACAAGUUUUCAGACAUUACAAAUCAGGUGUGACUUAUUCUGCCUGUCAUCUGCCAAAAUGUGUAUUUGCUAGGAUUUUGACUUUGUUAAUAUUACUUGGAACUCACAUUCUAAGAUUUGCUCAUGUUCGCAAAUGUAAAUGUCCAAUAUCAUAGAAAUAACACUGGCUCAUGUGUUCACUAUUGAAUUAUGUUUCAAGGCCCAGUUAGAUCCUUGAAGUCCUAAUAUUUCCAUAAAAACUUUGACAUUGUGUUAAUGCACUAUUGAAAGAUGUUUAUUUGCCAAAAAAUAAAUUAUGAGAAUCCUG
Gadus macrocephalus (Pacific cod) is the source of this 3795-nucleotide messenger RNA. RefSeq lists its product as uncharacterized. The coding region runs from base 388 to 1623 and encodes 411 amino acids. The record is from RefSeq and is a predicted model, not a curated record. The transcript has 3 exons. NCBI's taxonomy places the organism in Eukaryota, Metazoa, Chordata, Actinopteri, Gadiformes, Gadidae.